Perkinsus marinus ATCC 50983 is the source of this 282-nucleotide messenger RNA. RefSeq lists its product as hypothetical. NCBI's taxonomy places the organism in Eukaryota, Perkinsozoa, Perkinsida, Perkinsidae. The record is from RefSeq and is a predicted model, not a curated record. The transcript has a single exon. The coding region runs from base 1 to 282 and encodes 93 amino acids.
AUGGAUAUCACACUCGGUGGUUGCCGUCUAUAUUACGAAGAUGUUCCGUACGAGAUGGUUGAGGAGAAUGGUGCCUCUUGGGUGAAGCCUGAUUAUAGCUCCACCAGUCUGGCUUAUGUCCUGAAUAAUUGCAGGUUUAACGCCAACUCAAGAUACGAGCUUAAUGAUCUGGAGAAUAUCGAAUUCCACGAUGCGCAGGAUCCGAACGACCAGACAUUAGUAGUCUACAGAAUGCUAGAGACCUAUGGGAAGGCACUGAGGACGGUCUUCAAGAAUCAGUAG